AUGGAUCUCGACUUCGUUAAUGACAGCAUGCCCACAGAGUUACAACCGCAUGCCGACGUGAUCUUAGGACCUCGCGGGGAUGAAAUGGACCCUGCUCGUCGAUACUUGGCCAAUUCCGAAGUCUUUGUCGCGGCGUCGCCCUAUUUCGUAUGCUCCUCCUGGGACCCCAUUUUCACGAAGGCCAUACUUUGUGAUCCAAACAAGAAUCAGAGUUUGGCUGGAAUAGGACGAUCCAAAGGCGAUGGGCGUGCUCGUUUUUCAAUCUCUGGUUGUCUGUUGCCUGCUCUCCUCUCCGCCCUUGCCCGGUUUCUCCAGUGA
Colletotrichum tamarilloi is the source of this 318-nucleotide messenger RNA. RefSeq lists its product as uncharacterized. The transcript has a single exon. NCBI's taxonomy places the organism in Eukaryota, Fungi, Ascomycota, Sordariomycetes, Glomerellales, Glomerellaceae. Bases 1 to 318 code for a protein of 105 amino acids. The record is from RefSeq and is a predicted model, not a curated record.